UCUUGCAAGAGGAAGAAAGGCAGCGGGUUAGUCGUACACGGGCUAACACAAAAAACAGUCAUGGGUAUACAGCUGGGAGAGCCUUCUUCUUCGUCAUCUUUGGCAAAUUCUGAUACUCUAGGAGAAGCAGCUAUUAUUCUGAUAGCUAUCGGAUCUGUGUUGAUUGUACUGUGUGCAGCUUCAAUCAUUUACGGGCUUCAUCGCCGUAGAAGACAUGUCGCUUUGACGACUGCAGAUGUAUCAACUUCAGGGGAAGAAACAGCGCAAAAUCCGACAGAUUUCAUGAAGAGUUUAGCUACUUGGGAUCGUUGCCAUUCAAUGGAAGAAAUUCUGGAAAAACGACGACGAUCUGUUUGGACUUUAGAGGUGUUUGAAAAUUAUAGUGCUGGUGAUGCAAAUCAUGCUGCGGAGUCCUGAAAUUUUCAUGUAAUGGACAUUCUUCAUUUUGGACUGAAGCCUGUUCGGUGCUGUUGCAUUUCUUCUGGAGUGAUAUGCAAAUUUUGAGGUCUUCUCUUAACUUUUUAGGCAGUAAAUUAUUCAUCCAGAAAUAUUACUCAACUUAUUUUGUUGAGAAGCCAAGACCCAAGUUCAAUUCAAAGGUCAGACUUUAGACCGUUCCAAGUUUACAGUUUAUACAGCAGUAAUUUCCAACUGUUUUAUUGGGAAAACUUGUAGCUGAAUAUAUUUUUCAAAACAGAUCGCUUUAUUAUUUUUUCCGAAAAAUGUUAGCACUCGUUUUACAAUGAAACAGUUCGUCUUUCAGUAAAUUAUCGUACAAUAUAUAUUUACAAACUAUGAUGUUACUCGAUAGCUAGUUUUUAAAACAUUAAAAUGUUAUUUUGCUCUUGAAAUCGUUGCCAAAUUUUAAAAAUUGAAUCAUGUCAGAAUUUUGGUUUUAGCACAGAGCUCGUCUUUUCAUCCAAAAGUUACUGUAUUAAUGACGCUUGUUUUUUUUUUUAUUUACGUUGUCUAAACGUGAAGUCAGGAUUUGUAUUUAUACUUUACGGAAGUGUAGCUGUUUCUCUCAAUAGGUCUUUACCUAGGGACCUUACCAGUGCUAGAAGUAUGGGUGACACGUCCCCUUCCCGCAGUGCCACCCCCCCCUUCCCCGUCUUCAAAAAGUUAUCCUUGCCUCCCUCACUUCCAUUUAUACUAACAUCUGACCCCUCACUUCUCAACUUUAAGAAAAUAUAUCCGUAUUUUUAAAACCAUCUAAAUACAUCCCGCAUAUUUUAAAAACCAAAAGAAAAGAAACCACGCGAGUUAAUGGUUUUAACGUUCAAAUGGCACCUAUCCAAACUGCCUUUAAAAAAUAAA
Molecule: messenger RNA, 1317 nt
Organism: Uloborus diversus
Lineage: Eukaryota; Metazoa; Arthropoda; Arachnida; Araneae; Uloboridae
Exons: 2
Coding region: 61-417 (118 amino acids)
Source: RefSeq, a predicted model, not a curated record